This is a messenger RNA of Bufo gargarizans (Asiatic toad), 3593 nucleotides long. RefSeq names its product G protein signaling modulator 3 (gene GPSM3). Gene Ontology annotation, biological process: regulation of inflammatory response. The record is from RefSeq and is a predicted model, not a curated record. The transcript has 6 exons. Gene Ontology annotation, molecular function: protein binding; GTPase regulator activity. Bases 398 to 1057 code for a protein of 219 amino acids. Lineage: Eukaryota; Metazoa; Chordata; Amphibia; Anura; Bufonidae.
GCAUUUUUGGAGCAGAACCUUGCAGUCCCUGGAGUUUUGCGGUUGCUGUCGCUGCUCUUGGGUCACAAUCUCCUGAUGGGCGACUGGAUCCCGGAUGUGUAGCAGAGACUGCACUGGUAGAACCUUGAGGCUCUCAGAUGCGAUAUAUUAUUUUCUGGAUCUGUGAGGCCUUCUUCCGGUGAUCACAGCGGAUGGCCAGGGAAUUUCAAUCUAAAAAGGCGCUGUCCUGGUGAGCCACCCCACGAAAAUAAAGAAAUCCAGAAAUAAGAUGUGAUAUUGAAUGAAAGCUGCUGCGUGAGAGAAAUCGGGAAGGAAUCGGCAUAAAGGUGAUCUGCAGAACCUUCCAGGAGAGAGAAGACAUUGCAUGUAGACAAGGUACAGGACGUUAUUGUGAAGAAUGAGUAAGAUGGGAGACCACGGAAACUCUAAGAUGGUUACAGACGAACAGAGACCCAGCGACACUCAAACCGAGUCGCCGCCGACCUCCCCACUAUUCGAGGAACUGGAGAGCGUUUUCCUAGAUAACGCAAGUGCAUUGACAGAGAUUGUAGGAGAUGGCCAGAGACCCUGGAAAUCUGCUCCGCCAUCCCCGUCCUGUGAAAGACGAGGCCUUUCAGCCUCAAUGCUCUCACUUAACACAGAAGAAUUUUUUGAGCUCCUCUCCACCGCACAGACCAGACGUCUGGAUGAGCAGAGAGCAACGCUGCCCGAUCGGGUUCUUCCACCCAAAAGACACUUUUCGGUGCCCAAUCGCCGCCAAUUUUCCCUCCCAUCUGACGAAAAAGGAAUUGUCACAGAGCUGCGGCGCAGGAGGGGGACAUCUUGGGCUGGACGGAGUCAAAGGAAGAAACCUCCAUCAAUCAAAAUUCCAGCCCAGGAGGAUCUGUACAACACCAUCUUAGGUCAUCAGUCUCAACGAAUGAAUGACCAACGCAGCUCUCCCCCGAUCCCUCAAGCUGCUGCAGAUCUGUUUGAGAUUUUAUUCCGCCUUCAGGGGAAUCGGCUGGAUGAACAAAGAGUGGAACUGCCUGAGGCACUAGGGGGCGCAUGCUCUUAAGAAAAAAGGGUUUGCUCUACCCUCUACCCAAAAUCCUCUGUCCCACCGCAUCCAACUUCUACAUUGUAAAGUUGUCUCUUAAUGGACAGAAGAUGGUUUCCUUUAUUUUGACCCCUGUACAAGGUGGAAGAAGUGGAAACCAAGAAGGAACCGAACCACUUUUUUUGGGGUUGAUUUUAUGAUAAAGAAUGGUGAAGAUAUUUUUUUUUACCAAUUGGGGUCAAAAUUAACUAUGCAUAAAGUCUGUGCCUUUAAGAAAUAUUUGGUUGAGCCAAUCUGAUCUUCCAGCUAAGGAGGAGAAGUCUUGUAUCCUCCUUGGAUCUUCUAGAGAAGAUCUGGAGUGGAGUCUAGAGAACAAUGAACUGAAUAACAAGUACCUGGCUUGCAGCUUAUAAACAGUUGACUUUUUAUGCAGACAAACGAGGCCUGUGCCUAAGGUGGCCAUAUCAGAAGGCAGGAAAGAUCUUCAAUUUUUUUACAUUUUGGUUGUUCAUUUUUUGAAAAUUUGAUGGAAGAUUAUAAGAUAUCUUGGUCUAAGUGUGCUUUGUACCAUUGCUUUGAAAGCCUAACUUCAGUUGCUCAUAAUCUGUAUUUCUUAAGAGGAUAAAGAAUCACCUGGCACCAAACAUGAGCCCUCUAACCUAUCCUAGCACAUAUCACUUCCAGUACCAUUUUUGCUUUUGCAGGUUCUCCACCUGAACUUGAAGGAGAGCUGCAAUUGAUCAAGGGAAUGUGAGACCCCUCUGGGGAUGGGGCCCCUGGUCACCUCCCUGAUGGUCAAUCCACCCUCUGCUCUAGGUAUAUUCUGUACAAUGUAGUACUUCACGUUGCUUUUAGCGAGUGAUCACAGCGUACAGUACCGUUAAGUGGUGACCAGCCGUUACCUGCUGUACUGUAUACUGCCUCUCUUUGGCUAUUGUAGUAUAUUGUGUGAGACUGAUGUAAUAGGGUUUUCACAUUAGGCGGUAUAACUAUUCUUAGGAUACCAAAUUUUUCACAUUUCAUGUCAUUAUUAAAUCGACAACUAGUUUUAAGUAAAUUGUCAAUUGUUCCUACUUGCACCGAGCAGAGGUUUAGUUUUGUAGAUGACGUACGCUUGACUAGGGCCUCAGCCCCGUCUGUUCUCAUUCUCCGUUCUGCUGGUCUCAUAUCUCCCAGUAACUUGGUGUAUAGAUGAUACAUGCUGGGAGAUGUAGUGUUUACACCAAUGUAGAAAGUAAAUAUGUCCCAGAAUGCAGUGCACCAUGGAAUCUCACAUACGCUGCUAAGGGUAUAUCUGUCAGUCCAUGUAGCAAUGGAGUCCAUUAGGCGCGUUGGAAUCCAUCAUAGGGCGGCUGUGGCACCGCACUGUGUCUAAACGGAAGCCACAAUGAAGGUGAGAACAACGCCUUACCUACGUAGACUAAAAAUGAAAGUUUUCUAAAUCGGUCAGGUUUCUUCAUGGUGCUUCAAGAUGAAAGUUGCAUUUUCAUCUUUAUUUCUUAGUCUGGAAAAGUCGUCACUUUCUCCACCUUAAUAUAGUUUCAUUAAUCUGAUUACUAUAGCAUUGCGCUGUCCUGCAUUAGUAAUCAGAUUAUUUGAAAAUUAAUUAAUGCAGAAUUCUCUUCUUGUAUCUUCUGAGAUUUACGUUCAAUCUGCCAAAUUGUAGUUUUAUAACAACUUACAUCCUAAACCAAUAAGAAUUCGACCUACCCAGCUAAUAACCAGAAGCUACCGCAGUUUUCAUUAUACCGGGGGCAGACUGAACUGUUGGGCUGCCAUAUACGUCCUGUAGCCGUCAUUUGGCUGGAUUUGGCAGAAAUACCGCAGCCCUCGAUGUCUUUAAUGCAAUUCCAAAUUUAUUCACCAAGAAUGCGACAUUUCCACUACAAUGAGUCUUUUUCUUGAAAAAGGAAUGGCAUUGAAGACAUCGCGUGCUGCAGUAUUUCUGCCAAAUCCUUGGUUAUCAGGGGACGGCUGGGCUAAGGCCUAACUCUGCCGCCACCGCCACUUCAUGGACUGUCCGAUUUGGACCUAACGGUAGUGCUGCUUGAUUUUGCCCUUUGGCUGCCAUACUUUCCACUCCACUGACAGUCCAUUGAGGCAGAAUUAUAACCGUGUUUUAAUAUUUUUUGCAAUGAUGGAAUGGUGAACGCACCCUUUAAUGGAUUGUCCUGUUCAGACAAAGCCUUUAGAAAAAACCGCCAAUGAUGAGCAGAUUGCGAGGUGUUCUGUUGCUGCCGUUUCCGGGUUAGGCUGUAAUUCCUCAUUGAAAUCAAUGGUCCGUUGACGUUCAGCAGAGAUGAGCCGGAUUCUCCAGAGGGAGCAGCUCUCCGCCAUGACUCAUAGGUGGGGUCCUGAGUGGGAUACUUAAUCUCUGCCAUGUCCAGCUCUCCAUACAUAAGGUAGCCCCCUCUGCAAUAGGAGACACGGUGAGAUUUUACAGUGCUAUAUGGGCAGUUGCAUAGGCCACCGCUGAUUGCCUUUUUACAUUCCAAAUGUACUGUUUUGUAUCUGCUAUAAAAUCUGAUCAAUAAAGGCAAAUGUUUAAAUACAU